AUGCCGCAUCUACAGUUUACUCAGGUCGAGACCCGACUAGCCAGUGAAAGACAUUUGAAGUACCAAGGUACAGCCAAGGUCGGCUUGGAUGAAAUCACCUUCCACCCUACCUCAACCACGAAGGUUGACGAGGCAAAGCUGGACCGACUACGCCGCAUCUUCCGUAAAGAAGGUUGUCGCCGUUUGGAUGUCCGUAACCAUGCCACUGCGGUGGUGUCGAAGACGCAUCUUGACAAGACACUUGGUGACGCUCACGUGAGCGCAUCCGCAUUGCUGACCAAUCCACCAUCCUCUUUUCCGACCCUUCGUUUUGGCGUGGGCCAACUUCAAUGCCUCCACGGUCAACAUCGUAUCAGGAUAGGCAGAGAGCUACUGCCGCCUGGGGAUCGUUGGUGUGAACACAACGCUCGCUUUCGUAAGAGGUGGUUGUCCCGACUAUCGGCAAAUAAAGAGAAGCGGCUGAAAGCCCUCCUGGCCCACGAUGAAUUUCGGGACGCUUUUGACGAGUUACUGGCUGUCCCUGGGCUCUGGGGGGGCCUCCGGAUUGGGUCACUGGGCAAGCUCAUAGCGGCCAAGUAUGACGAGGAAAUCGUGAGCUACCUGAACUUCAUCCGCGAAUUCUGGUUUUCUAUUGUGGACGGCGUCCCUGCGGCCCUAAUGCGGAUCAAUCAGCGGACGGUCGAAAAACUGCAACUGCACGCACCAGGGGUCUCGCAAGAGGACUCUAGAACUGUCCAAGGGCUCGUGCUCAGCGGCCAAAUAUUUUCUGGAUUCAGUGCUCCGGAACGAGAGGCGAUCUGGGGGAAACUGCGGUCAUUCGACCGCUUGGUUCCUUCCCUUUACACAUUUUUCGAGGACCUGAAGUAUUUCACAGCCUGCGCCGAGUGCAUUCAGCGUCUGUUGGUGACUAACAAAAAUCACCCAACCGUCUAUACCACCAUGGGACACAUGUUUCAGUCUACCGACUUGGACGGUGAUCAAUGCUUGGUUCAAGUGUCCGAAUCACGUUUCCGAAGAGUGACUGGCACUUGGGACGAGCGUCUGGAUCUCAGCUAUCGAGUAUUGUGGCUGUUUGCAAUGCGUCAUUAUCCUCAGAUGGCCAAGGAUACUCGGCGGGAUGGCCUGCUGGCAAAAGCUCCUAGCGAGAAGGCCGACGAGGCCGUUAUUUACGAGAUGGCCGCACUGGCCAGAAAGCUCGGUUUUCGGUCCACACAGAUUAGUGGACUCCUCAGCCGGUCCCCAGAUCGCCAGAUAGCCCAUGCUGCCCUGUUAAAGGCACGCAAACCGGAGCGCUAUCGGUAUGACCCGGAACGCCUGGAGCGCCUUAUUGACCGUAUCAGCGCAUGUUUCUCUGAGGCAAUUGCCGGCGAAAUGGCACCAGCCCCCGAACUAAUCGCCGACCCUGUGCUGCUGAGCAGCUCCCAGUGUGGGCUUCCUCAACGACGAGUCCACCAACAGGAUCUUCCAUUCCUCUUCCUUGAUCGAUUGGAUGUAAAUGCAGGAUGGGGAGGAGAGCAAAUCUCAUCACUUUUUGUGCGGCGGUGUGUCUACCUGGCCUUUUUCGGAGCAUCCCCUGGCAGGCUUGGCCAGAGCCAGGAAUUCAUACCCGAGGCUGCUUCGCCGUUGUUCAAUGCAAUAGACAGCCACAUUGAUGAGCAAGGGCCAGAGGCCGCCGAGCUUGGACAACUGCAAAGGGACGCUAUUGACCGCGCAGCUGAGAUCGAACAACUCCAUAAAAAUGCAGAAAUUACGGCAACAGAGCAACAGCGCCUGGCACGAGAGCUUGAAUUUGCGCAGGAGGCCACACGGAUGGGGGCUGUCGAAAGAGAGCGCCUUCGGGAGGAAGCGGAGUCAAUGUCGAAAAAGCAGGCUGCUACCAUUGAACAGCUGCAGGCACAACUUAAGGAGCAAGCUGUCGCUUAUGAACGCCUAAAGGAUAUUACAGAGAGACAGGAACAACAGCAGGAGGAUUCACAGUCAGCUGCAACCGCUGGCCAGAAACGGAUACAGGAAAUGGAAAGACAACUGCAGGAAGAAACUAUACGGGCUACAGAGCAGCACAAUCUGUGGCAGCAAGCUAAAGCAGGACUCCGGUCAGAGGCUGAAGGAAGAUCCGCUGAGCAUGCACGAAUACAAGAAGCAGACAUGAUACGCACGGAACUGUCUGCAGAGAUCCAGAUAUUGCGCGAGCAGCAUGCCGCUGAGUGUAAGCGACUACAGCAAGCUGUUACAGAAUAUGAAACCGAGAACAAACAACUUCGAGUAGUCGUGGAGAAGGCUUCCGACUAUGUAUAUGACGGACUGAUACCAUCAUCGGUUCUACUCAAUAAGGACCCUGGGCCUGGCAAACCAGUCACGAUCACGCUGAUGUUGUUUGAAGAGAGUUCUUGGAAAAGACUGAGGACCAUAAAGCUUUCUAUGUCGGACCUGGGUGACUUACAGCGGUUUUUAUACCAACAGAAGAACAAAUACAUUCGAGACUCCCCCUCUCGGGAAUUGCAAUUUUAUAACAUAGACUUCAGAAGCAUGCCCAUAGGCGUGUGCCUGGCAGCAGCAACUGAGGACUACACAGUUCUCAUAAGCAUGGAGGAUCUGUCCAACGCUAAUGAACAGCACACAGCUGUAAGGCAAAUACUGGGUAUUACUCGUCGGAAUCCGGAGGCAGAAGAGCUACCUCCGGACAUAGGACAGAGCAGGGUAACACCUAAUGAAAGAAGGGAGGGUCCUUCAACAGCAAGCAUUGAAGCUGUGGAGACCGAGGCAGACAGGCCAGAGAAGAAAAAAGCCCGUCAAAAGAAGGCGACUUGA
Aspergillus fumigatus Af293 is the source of this 2808-nucleotide messenger RNA. RefSeq names its product DUF3723 domain-containing protein. Bases 1 to 2808 code for a protein of 935 amino acids. The record is from RefSeq and is a predicted model, not a curated record. NCBI's taxonomy places the organism in Eukaryota, Fungi, Ascomycota, Eurotiomycetes, Eurotiales, Aspergillaceae. The transcript has 4 exons.